AUGAAACUUCUCGCGACUUUCAACUUCAUCACUGCGGCUCUUGCUGCCAGUCGAACAACCGCCCCUAGCGGAUGUAUAACUGUGAAGAAGUCUCCAGGAAGCGGCCAGUUCGGCACCAUCCAAGCUGCAGUCAAUUCUCUGUCCACAUCAGCUUCUGGAACACAAUGCAUCUUCAUUGACCAAGGAACCUACAGCGAGCAAGUGCUUGUCUCCAGUCGCAAUGCUCAGUUGACCAUCUACGGAUACACCGGUGAUACCAGCGGCUACAGCGGCAACAAGGUCACCAUCACGGCCAAAAAGAGCCAAGCAGAUGGUGUCAACAACGACGCAAGUGCCACGCUUCGUGUCAAGGCUGCCAACUUUAAGCUCUACAAUGUCAAUGUUGCCAACACCUAUGGUAAAGGCAGCCAGGCUGUUGCUCUGAGCGCCUAUGCUGAUAGCGGAUACUACGGAUGUGCUCUUACCGGAUUCCAAGACACCCUCCUCGCCAAUGAGGGCUAUCAGCUCUACUCUCGCUGCCUCAUCCAAGGCGCCACUGACUUUAUCUUCGGCCAGCGAGCUUCUGUCUGGUUUGAGAAGAAUGACCUCCGAGUCGUUACUGCCAACGUUGGCUACAUCACUGCCAACGGGCGCGACUCUGAUUCGAACAUGUCAUACUACGUCUUCAACAACUGCAACAUCGCCGCCGCAGCCGGCAACACCGUCGCCAACGGUGCAUACUACCUCGGCCGACCUUGGAGACAGUAUGCUCGCGUCGUCUUCCAGAAGACCAGCAUGAGCUCCGUCAUCAACUCCAAGGGCUGGUCUAUCUGGAACACCGGUGAGGAGAACACUGCUCAUGUUUUGUUCGGAGAGUUCGGUAACACUGGCGCGGGAUCUUCCGGCCAGCGUGCUUCGUUUGCUACUACGCUCUCGAAUGCUGUUUCCAUCUCGACUGUCCUUUCAGGCAACUACGCCUCCAAGGGAUUCUACGAUGGCUCUUACAUGUAA
Molecule: messenger RNA, 990 nt
Organism: Fusarium sp. VM40
Lineage: Eukaryota; Fungi; Ascomycota; Sordariomycetes; Hypocreales; Nectriaceae
Source: the annotation of a GenBank genome assembly